This is a messenger RNA of Salarias fasciatus (jewelled blenny), 2788 nucleotides long. RefSeq names its product v-myb avian myeloblastosis viral oncogene homolog (gene myb). The coding region runs from base 49 to 1821 and encodes 590 amino acids. Lineage: Eukaryota; Metazoa; Chordata; Actinopteri; Blenniiformes; Blenniidae. Gene Ontology annotation, biological process: regulation of DNA-templated transcription. The transcript is spliced from 15 exons. Gene Ontology annotation, molecular function: RNA polymerase II cis-regulatory region sequence-specific DNA binding; DNA-binding transcription factor activity, RNA polymerase II-specific. The record is from RefSeq and is a predicted model, not a curated record. Gene Ontology annotation, cellular component: nucleus.
CUACACUUUGUGCUGAGUGCAGCUGCGGAGGGCUGCUUACUAUUUCAAAUGAAACGCAGACAAAGAAACAGUGUUUACAGUAGUGAGGAGGAUGAGGAGGAGAAUGAGAUGUAUGAUCAUGAUUACGAUGGAUCGUUGACCAAAGCCGGGAAGCGUCACCUUGGCAAAACACGCUGGACACGGGAGGAGGAUGAGAAGCUAAAGAGGCUUGUUGAACAUCAUGGAUCAGAAGACUGGAAACUCAUUGCAAACCUAUUAACCAAUCGUACAGAUGUGCAGUGCCAGCACAGGUGGCAAAAGGUUCUCAACCCCGAACUCAUUAAGGGGCCAUGGACCAAAGAGGAAGACCAGAGGGUGAUCGAGCUGGUCCAAAAGUACGGAGCCAAGCGCUGGUCGGUGAUCGCCAAGCACCUAAAGGGACGGAUCGGCAAGCAGUGCCGGGAGCGCUGGCACAACCACCUGAACCCGGAGGUGAAGAAGACCUCGUGGACCGAGGAGGAGGACAGAAUCAUCUACCAGGCACACGAGAAGUUGGGCAACCGCUGGGCAGAAAUCGCUAAGCUGCUCCCCGGCAGGACCGACAAUGCCAUAAAGAACCACUGGAACUCCACCAUGAGGCGGAAGGUGGAACAAGAGGGCUAUCUCCAGAGCACGCCAAAGAGCAAUAACUCCGCGCUCCCCAUCAGCCACAGCUUCGUCAAGACCGCCAUAAUGGCUUUCCCGCACCACUCGCCCAACCAUGCACAGCUGUCUCCCUUCCACUACCCCUACAUAUCAGACACACACAGAGUGCCGUUCAACAUGACCAUGCAUUUGAACUUUCCCCAGCCUGGAACUGCUGCUAUACAGAGACACUAUAGUGAGGAGGACCCUGAGAAGGAGCAGAGGGUGAAGGAGAUUGAGCUGCUGCUCAUGUCGACGGAGAACGAGCUGAGAGGCCAGCCAUCACUACCAAUGAACGUGCCCUAUCCAAGCUGGGCCACUCAGAGCUGUCUGACCAAUGGUUCAAACGGGGCGGCCACGUCUCUACCUCAUCACCAGGCGGCGGCCCCGGCCAUGCCCGUCGACCAGAGCUGCCUACCGGAGGAGAGCGCCUCUGUGACGCGCGCCUACAGCAAUACCGGCAGCCACAGCAACAGCCAGCAGAGCAGUCCUGCAUUCACCAGCUCGAUCCCGGAGUACAUGGAAUCUGUCAUUGAUUCAUUUCUCAACCAGUCAAUGAGCCCAGAACACUCAGACAACGACACUUUACCCGUGGGCUCGCCCGUGGAGUCCAAACCCCUGAUUGACCAGACCAUCAGGCACCAGAAAGAAAAUGAAAUGUUCCAAACCCCAAACAUCCGUCGAUCGAUCCUCGAGUCCACCCCUCGCACCCCCACGCCUUUCAGAUCAACCCUGGCCCUUCAGGAGGCAAAGUAUGGGCCCCUCAAACUACUGAAUGCCACUCCGGAGCAGCAGAGAGUUGUGUCCAUCAAGCAGGAGCCCAUGGAGUGUCCGACUGAGCCGCCUGCACAGAAGAAGAUAAAACAAGAGGUAGAGUCACCGACUAACAUGAGCCCCUGCAUGCCGUGGGACGGAUACGACCAGCUCUACACACCCAACGGCUCUGCUCAGCAAGUCACUGACCUUCUCACCAGCUCGGUACUGAGUCAAGACGGACACAAAACCUACCAGCUCCACCACAGAGGCACCAACAGUCCACUACAGCAGCCGGCCUCCUGGGAGCAGGUGACCUGCGUGAAAACAGAGGAGUACUCAUUGCCUUCAGAAUCGAGCCACAAGUACAUCAACACUUACCCCACGAGGACACUGGUCAUGUAGACGGAGACGCGGGUGGACCUGUGCCGGGACGCAGCGUCGCGGGAUUCAUAUUUGUUGUGGUACAACAGUUGGGAGAGGCGCUUCACGCCACCGGUGUUUUUACACUCACACUCGUUGGAUUUCAACCAACCAAAGACUUUUACUUUUUUUUAUAUCUGGAAUCUUUUUAUACAAAGUUUGCUUUGGGUUUUUUUUAUUUUAUAUAUAUAAAUCUACAUCAUAUCUCUUUUGUUCUUGUCUCUGUAUUAUAAUUAUUGAUGUUGUAUUAUAAAUGGGGAAAUGGUGACUAUGUUUUCAUUGGGCUGUAUUAAUAAUUGCUAAUUUUGAUAUUAAUAUAAAGAACAAGUUGGUUAAUUUAUUUGUUUUUUUUUGUUAUUGUUAUUGUUUUACAAUUGGCCAAUGGAGCAGUGUUUAAUUGUAAGUAUUUAAGCCCUUUUAGCAUUAUACAUCCAAAGGCAUAUUCAUGAUUUCAAAACUGACCUCGGUAUUUCACGUCGCGAUCUUUUCUGUUUCAGCUCUGUUGUUUAUUUUCGUUUACAGGCUGUUAAUGGGUCGACUCAGAAUUUCAAGUGUUUGGCCCAUGAUACCUUGAGUUAAACACUGCUGAACAAGAACCGCUUAGUCUGUUCUUUACGUAAUAAAAAAAAAACAAACAAACUAUGAAUUACCACAUUUUAUGCAACACAAAGGAACAAGCCUUUUUAGUAUUACCUGACCACCACACUGACAAGUUCUUCUUUUUUUUUUAUUUUCAUAUAAAUCGAGUUUUCAUUUCAAUUUUUGAUAUGUUUUUUCUGGCCUUCAAAGCAUUUUAUGUCAGGAAACGUCAAAGGAACAAACUGCUAUAUUUGUUAAGAUUUAUGUUGAGUCUAUUUAAAGAUUUUAAAGUCAGAAUUGAACAUCUGUUUGAUACAAUGAGCUUCACCCAGUAACAGUAAGACCAAGCUGUACUUGGUUGUUAUGUCCA